UCCCCGGUGAGCCAAGUGUCUAUUGGUUCCAAAAUGGCCGACGCAUGGGGGUUAGUUUCUCUAUCAUGUAUCGUUACUUGCCAUCCACAGCAUCUGAGAUUUUGGGAGGAAAGAUAAACCGUUCGCCUCUGACUCACCCAAAUAAGCUCAGCCGCAUGCAGCCAUCCUCCUGUUGGAGGACUGGCGGCUAGCAGAAGCACUGUAAGCCAGCGAGGGGUAGGAGGAACUGAAGCGCAAUUGGACAGUCUGCGGUGCAACAGAAUGGCGGUGCGGAGCGGCAGGUGCAGCUGAGUCGCGCAGACACCGUGGGGGAAGAGGCAAACUCAUUAUCGCAGAUGCAUUUACAACGACACGACCACGGACUAGUGCUUUCUGCCAAUGCAUCAUCUCAAUAGACUUCACAUUGAAGAAGAGGGGGGUAAAUAUCAACAGCGUUAAUUUGCCCAAUUUAUGUAGUCAUACUGUUAGUUGUCAGAGGUGAAAGAUUUAAUUGUAAGGGAUAUCAUUUACCAAGCUUUUCUGCGUAAGGAUAUACAACAAUAAUGAGGACUGAUUUCAAAGUGUCGGUGAAUCCUGUGUCUGCGAAAGUUAUGUUAGCUGUUCGUAUCAGGUAGCAUAUCUUGUUACAUCCAAAUGUAAUUCUAUUGUGUAGUGGACAGUCGCUGCGUGUCGGUGCGCCUGGACUUAGUAGGCUAGUCUCUGCUCCCUCGCUGUAUCCUGCGUUUUUCAGCAGAGGCGGAAUUGCACUAAGCUGGAUCAAUGCACCAGAGACACCUUUACACUCGUCUGUUACGGAAUAAUUGUAGAUAGAAAAAUCUCUCUCAGUUGUUUAUUACAUUGAAAAUCCCUUGAGAUAAGGGAAAGUCAUAGAGAGCUGUAGUCGGUGAUAGGUUACUAUAAAGCGUUGCAAUAUGUUAAUACAUGGUCAAUAAUAAUUUCCCUGGGCCUUUGCCUUUUUUCGUACUGACUGCAAAGGGAAACACACCAGUUUAGGAUUCAGGAUUUCUCAACCCAUUCCCUUGGACAGACAAUAUGGAAAUUUGAAGUAUAAUCGUGCGCAAAGACAUUAUUUCAGUUUGAAUGAAAAGUGUAGCGUCUGAGCUGUGAUUGAAAACAAGAAUAGUACAGUGAACGUUUCAGAGAGGUACCUAAAAAAAAGUACAAAUCUGGCAGGUCCAGUUGAUGCUUACAUUAGAGAAGAGGUUGUGAAAGGGGUCUCCGUAAGAUUUCUGAAGACUUAGCGGUGUUAGUAUGUAUGUAGCUGGAAGAUUAAGUACACAUGGACAGUGUGAUGCAUGUAGUAAUGCAUUUCUUGGAGAUGGUUUUGUGAAUUCAUGGAGGAAGAGUCACAAUGCAAACAAUGUGGGUGUGGGAAAUUAGAUGAAUACUCAAGCACCUAUUUAGGGGAAUUGAGCUGAGAGGCAAUGUUCAGAGAGGGAAUGGAAGGGGAGUUGAAAGACGGAGGGAGUCAGGAGAUGAAGUGAGUGAUCGGAGGAGGUGGGUAGAGCUCGGCAUCAGAUACACUCAGACAUGCGCAAACCAUCAACCAGCUAAUUUGGUAUUGCAGUGGAUUUUUUUUGGGGGGGAGAUCAACUUUUGCCCUUGUUCUGUAGCCUUUCCCUCGUCAUCAUCACUGUGUAAAGAAUGGCUCAGAGGCUUCUUGGAAAUGGCCCGAAACCACUUCUCCAAGGAAUGACUCACGAAGAGUGGAUACUGGGGGAAAAACAUUGCUCUUCUGGGGACAUUUGACAUUUAACUUCAUGUGAAAGGAGCGCUUCUCGAGCCAGUAGGGUAUAGACAGAUGCAUUCUCUCUGAACCUCCCAUCCAGCCCUCGGAGCUACCAUCCGACAGACCUUUGGCAGAUAUUGCCUGUCAGUUGUCAGGACUUUGGUUGGAAGCUGUGUAUUGGAUGCUGCUCUUGUGUUGUGAACCAUGGAAGUGAAAGCAGACAGCCCUCUCUCCCCCCAAACACGUGUGUAUGGACUUGGAAUGCACAAAUGCCUCUCCUCCCAGCUGUGACUGUUUACACUCACUCACUCACUGUAGAUACCCUACACGUGUGGACUUAAGUAUGUCGAAAGUAUAAAGAAAAACGGUCUGUCAAAGACUUUCAUUUUUUCCCCUUCUCUCUAGUUAAAGCUUUGCAUGGGAUUUUGUUGUAUGGGUUAUUGCCUCAUGAAAGUAUCCAUCUUUUUUUGAGUGAUAAUUUCUAAUAGACUGGGGAAGGAUUCUCUUGUGCGUCAAAGAGAGAGAGAGAGAGAGAAAGAGAGAGAGUGAAAGAAACAGAGGGAGACAGAACUUUCUGCCUCUAAACCCCUCCAGGCCUCUCCCUCUCCCCCCCACUUACCGAGCGUGUGGGGGGGGGGAGCGCCAAACUCAGGGGUGAAAAGUUUUGUUUUCUGAGGUGAGCGAGCGAACGCAUCGUCUAAGGGCACCUCAGCCAUGGAUGCCGGAGGUCAGGGCAGCCCCGAGAGCCCGAACCGGGCUGUCGAGUACCUCCUGGAGCUCAACAAUAUCAUCGAGAGCCAGCAGAAGCUUCUGGAGACCCAGCGGCGGCGCAUCGAGGAGCUGGAGGUCCAACUGGACCGCCUCAGCCAGGAGAACAAGGACCUGAAGCUGGACCGACAGCCCUGCGUGUCCGACAGCAUCGGCGCCGGUCAGGUCGCGGAGCACGUCGUGGGGCACGUCGGCCACGCGUGCCAGCCGCCUCCUGUUCCCAUCCAUCCCAUCCAUCCCAUCCAGGCCCAUAACAGCAGUGUGCCCAUCCCGGCGCCGCCGCCACCCCCGCCUCCGGUGCCGCCGCGGGACCGCCGGACCCACAGCGCCCUGAGCCGGGUGGUGCCGCCAGGAACCGUGGCUGUGGAGAGGGAGAGACUGCAGCGCAAUGACACCUCCAGCACCAGCUCUGCCGCCACUCUGCACAGACAGCCAGAUGGAGACUCCAACAAGGGCAGUGUGGAGGGGGACCCACAGUGUGCCGAGACAGGUAGCUUCUCUGACAGCGCUGGCAGUCAGGCCCCGUACCUGGGCACCGCGGAGCGCUACGGCAAACCCAGCAUCGGCGUGGGCCCCCAGGGGCCUCCGGUGGCCCCUCCGAGCCCCACCAGCCUGGCCUGGGCCCAGCACACCCGGCACCAGCCCGCCAGCCUGGCCCUGCGCAAGCAGGAGGAGGAGGAGAACAAGCGCUGCAAGGCCCUCUCCGACAGCUAUGAGCUCUCAACAGACCUGCAGGACAAGAAGAAGAUGCAGAUGCAGAUGCAGGCGCAGGUGCAGUCGCAGCAGCAGCAUCAGCAGCAGCAUCGGUACCCGCACCCCAUGGCACUGGGGCUGGCGGGGCAGCCUGGCACGCUCGACCAGGAGGGCGCCUCUUCGCCCGACGGCCAGGGAGACCGAGACGACUACACAAAUAUGGACGACUCCUUCUCCAAACAGGUGAAGUCCCUGGCGGACUCCAUGGACGACACGCUCACGUGUCAGUCUGGUCGCGGCGACUCACAGGAGGAGGGCGUGAGUGGCGCAGAGGGCGACGACUUCGGCGAGUGCGUGUGGAGCAGCAGCGGCAACCCGUCCCUGUCGCGGCACGGCAUGGGGGAGCGGGAACGCGCCGGCGGGGGCCUGAGCAUGCACGAGGACAGCACGGCCACAUCCUACAGCGACGUCACGCUCUACAUGGACGACGGCAUGCCCUCCUCGCCGCUCUCCAUCGACCGCACGCCCAGCAGCACCGACACCGAGUACUGGACGGGCAUGGGGGGUGGAGGUGGCGGCAGCGGCGGCGGAGGGGGGAUGAUGUUGGGCGGAGUCCGCGAGGACAGCCGGGACACGGAGGGCGCCGGCAGCAGCAACAGUCGACGGAGCACACCCUGCACCGAGUGCCGCGACUACCGGCUGCGCGGGCCGCACCUGCCCGUGCUGACCAUCGAGCCACCCAGUGACAGCUCGGUGGACAUGAGUGACCGCUCCGACCGCGGCUCCCUGAACAGGCAGCUGAUGUACGAGCAGGAGCCUCCUGGUGGUGGUGGGGGAGGUGGAGCAGGAGGAGGAGUGGGUGGAGGUGGAGGUGUAGGAAUCGGGGGCUCGCCUCAGGGAACGCUCAAGCACAGCCCCGCCGCCCGCACCAUUUCCUCCUGCACCGCCCAGGGUCAAACGCGCACGCCCGGCCGCCCCCUGCCCUCCCCCAUCCCCACGCAGCUGCCCCACCACACCAUCCUCCACCACCACCACCAUCACCACCACCCCCUGCACCACCCCAUCCACCUCCACCACCACCAUCCGUACUCCGACACCCCCACGUCCCCUUCCCCACAGCAGCCCCCCCUCACCCCCCUCUCCACCACCUCCUCCAUGCCCAUGCCCCCGAUGAUCCCCGGCGUCAUGGAGCAGCCCUGCUGCUCGGACGGCGACAACGACUCGCUCAACUCCACCACCAACUCCAACGAGACCAUCAACUGCAGCUCGGGCUCGUCGUCCAGGGACAGCCUGAGGGAGCCGAUGCCCCCGCUGGGCAAGCAGACCUACCAGCGGGAGAGCCGCCACAGCUGGGACUCGCCCGCCUUCAACAACGACGUGGUGCAGAGGAGGCAGUACCGCAUCGGCCUCAACCUCUUCAACAAGAAGCCAGAGAAGGGCAUCCAGUAUCUGAUCGAGAAGGGCUUCGUGUCGGACACACCCGUGGGCAUUGCCCGCUUCAUCCUGGAGCGGAAAGGCCUCAGCCGGCAGAUGAUUGGAGAGUUCCUGGGCAACCGGCAGAAGCAGUUCAACAAGGACGUGCUGGAUUGUGUGCUGGAUGAGAUGGACUUCUCAGGGAUGGAUCUCGACGACGCUCUGAGGAAGUUCCAGGCUCAGAUCAAAGUCCAGGGGGAGGCCCAGAAGGUGGAGAGACUCGUCGAGGCUUUCAGCCAGCGGUACUGUGUCUGCAACCCAGUGCUGGUCCGACAGUUCCAGAACCCCGACACCAUCUUCAUUCUGGCGUUUGCCAUCAUCCUCCUCAACACAGACAUGUACAGCCCCAACGUCAAACCAGAGAGGAAGAUGAAGCUGGAGGACUUCAUCAAGAACUUGCGAGGCGUGGACAACGGUCAGGACAUUCCUCGAGACCUGCUCGUUGGGAUCUACCAGCGCAUCCAGAAAUGGGAGCUGCGGACCAACGAUGACCAUGUGUCUCAAGUGCAAGCUGUGGAGAGGGUGGUCGUGGGGAAGAAGCCUGUGCUGUCACUGCCACAUCGCAGGCUGGUGUGCUGCUGUCAGCUCUAUGAGGUUCCUGACCCCAAUCGACCCCAGAGGACUGGAGUUCACCAAAGGGAGGUCUUCCUCUUCAAUGACCUGCUGGUGGUGACCAAGAUCUUUCAGAAGAAGAAGACCUUGGUGACGUACAGCUUCAGACAGUCUUUUCCUCUGGUGGAAAUGCAGGUUCACAUGUUCCAGAACUCCUAUUACCCUCACGGGAUUCGUCUGACGUCGGCCAUCCCGGGCGGCGAAAGAAAGGUUCUGAUCGUGUUCACGGCGCCAAGCCAGCAGGACCGCACGCGCUUCGUGAGUGACCUGCGCGAGAGCAUUGCCGAGGUGCAGGAGAUGGAGAAGUACCGCGUGGAGUCUGAGCUGGAAAAGCAGAAAGGUGGGAUGCGUCCUGGCCUUAUGAGUGAAGGAGGUGGCGGCGGCGUGGGAGGAGGAGUUGGCGGCGUGGGGAUGAAGAGUGAGGCGGUGAACGGCACUCUGGGAAGGCCGAGCCUGGACGACACGUACGCCAGCACGGAGGGGCUGAAGCGCACAGCCCUCAGCUCCUCCUUACGAGACCUCUCAGAGACAGGGAAACGAGGUCGCAGAAACAGCGUCGGCUCCUUGGAUAGUACCAUCGAAGGUUCGAUCAUCAGUAGCCCCCGGCCGCACCAGCGCCUGCCCAUGUCCAGCUGCUAUGGCCUGGACGACUACCGGCCUCACCGCCCCAUCCUGAGCCCCGGAGUAGGGGUGGGGGGUGGGCCGGGGCAACAACAACAACAACCCCUCUCGUCUGGGGGCAACAACGGCGCCGGAGGCCUGUCCAGCAGCAGCAGUGGAGAGCGCGGGGCCGGUGGCUCGGGGACGGGCGCCAGUGGAUCGGGCGGCAGCAGCUCGGCGUCCUUCCUGGGCUCCCUGUUUGGCAGCAAGCGCGCCAAGCAACCGCCGCCGCCCCUGGUCCCGCCUGGGCCGCACUACCCGGCGCCUGUGCCGCCGCCUACCAGCGGGGGGCCGCCGCCACUCUCACCGUCCGCGCUCGGCCAGUCGGACCCCGGCGGGCCGUCCAAGCUGCAGGCCCUGCACGCGCAGUACUGCCACAACAGCAACAGCGUUGGCCAGCCGCCGCCGCCCUACCACCACCACCACCGCUACCACGUGCAGACCGUGCCUAUGGUCAGCGUGCCCUCAUGCCCCACGCCGGGCAUGCACCACACUAUGGUGCACCGCGGCUCCCUGCCCAGGCGCCCGCAGCUCGCGCCAAGCCACGCGCAGCUGCAACAGCAGUACAACCAGCAGCAGAUGGCUCAGCAUGCCAUGCUCCAGCAGCAGCAACAGCAGCAGCAAGGACGCUACGUCAACAUGGGCAUGGGCCUUGGCAUGGGCAUGGGCAUGAGCUGCACCCCGCCGCCACUUUCGCCGCACUCCCCUCUCUCGCCCGUGUCUCCGUUCCCGCUGUACCACGCGCACGGACACACACAUAUGCACGCAGCGCAUACGCAUUCCCACACCCCCCUGCACCCGACGCACUCGGUGCGCGGCCCCGGGCCCGGCCCCAAGCUGCCGCUGACGCUGUCGCACUCGCAGCCGCACCCACACGCCCACUCGCACGCCGCCGCGCUCUCCCACAUCCACGGCCACCUAGUGGGCGGCAGCGGCAUGGGCGGCGGCAGCAGCGGCGGCGGCGGACUCUCCCACAGCCCGUUGCCCGCGCACCAGCAGCACUUUGUGUUCGCCGCGCCGCCGCAGGCACCGCCCUCGGCCAUCACGGCGCGCUACGUGCCCCAGUACCCGCACCCCUCCACCAUUCCGCCUCCGCCCCCGCACUCGCCACUGCCGCCGCCCUCGCCGCACACCCCACUCACACCCCUCUCACCGCACCCGCCGGGAGCGGGCCCGGGUGGGGGGGGCAUGGGCCCGGGGGGCGGCCCCGGCAGCAGUGGGGGAGGAGGGGGAGCGGGCAGCAACAGCGGCACGAUGGGCAGCUCCAAGUCCAAGCCUGUCAACCGCAUCAGCACGGUGGUGUGAGGGGACCAGCGUCAGGGGCCCAGGCAGCCCGAGGGCCAAGCGUGAGAGCCAGGGGUGGGGAGGUGGUCCAGUUUAGCGGCGGCACCAGAACCCUGCAGCAGCAGCCGCAACAGCAGCGUAGAGGCAGCGGUGGAGCGGGCAAGAGGAGGAGGAAGAGGAAGCACAGUCUGAUGAGGCUUUGCUACUUUCACGUCCGCUGCCCUAGCGUAUAGCCGGAACCUUGAGCCACGCUCCGUCUCGCGACCAAGAACGACCUGCGUAAGCAUGCAUCAGCAUCAUCGAAGCCCCAUUUUGUUCCGUUUUGUUUUUUGUUCGCGUGUUUGUUUUGGAUAGCGCUUGUGCUUCUGCCGCAAAAGAAAACGAGGACGAGAUGCCGAGAUGCAUGCCGCCGCCACCACACACACACACACGCAAAGCGAAAGUCAUCCACGAUGCUUUUACCCACCGCGCAAUAAGGCUGGAGACAAACAAACACGAGAAGAGUGUCGAGGCCGAUAAGUACCGCUAAUCACAGUUCAGAACACGUCAACAGAGACACACAAGUGCAUGAGAGAGAGAGAGAGAGAGAGAGAGAGAAUAGAUUAUGACAGAAGGUUGGCAGAGUGGAAGAGAGUAGCUGUGGAGGUGAACUUUCACUCUCUAUUUCUUUGAUAAAAUGGCUCAGACAAGAUUCCAUUCUGGUAUUGAAUCUCUAGUUGGCCCCAGAAUGACCUGUGUGUGUGUGUGUGUGUGUCAGAUCCCGGGUUAGAUCAGCCAUGGUUGGAGAAUACAGGUUCAUUUAGUGGUCAUAAAGGACUUAUGCACAGUGGCACAUAUUAAGAGACCACAGACAGCUGUCAGGGCAUGGACAAGAGAGAGCAUGGCUUUUGCCAUUUGGAUUCAUCGGAUUCUCACAUUCAACACCUGCUGUGAUGUUGAUAAUCAUGACAAUCAUUUCAUCACCCACUCAAAGGACACCGAGAGCAUAUAAAGCUGGCACGUCUGGGCUUGACUAUGACCUUGAAAUGUCAAUGUCAUCAGCUGUUGUUCUGGUCAGGGCUAAUCACUCCAGCCAAUGUUCUUCUGCCUCUUCUGAUUUACUUUGUCUUGAGCCAUUUGGCAGACAUUUGAUUCUGCAACAUGGAGGACACAUUUUCUUUUUGACGUAACUACUUCAAAGACUGAUCCUAACAACAUGUAAAGGUCUAUUACCCACUCCUGCAAUUUUGAAGUGUCAAAUGUAUAUGAUGGAGAGUUUGUUGAGGUAUUGCUCUAAGUCACUUCUCAAAUGCAAUAAGCAAGCCAUACUAACAUUAUGACAGAUUGAUAGUUUUGGUCAGACAAUGUUAUGAAGUUAUAAUAUGAAGUUUUAUAUCAGUGUUAUUGGUGGUGACAUGGGUGAGUUUCUCUCUUUCCUAUGUUGCACAAAUAGGAAGUAAACAGUUUUUAACUAAGUUGGAUUGUUUUGUUUUUAUCAAUGAUAUUGUGUUUUAAUUCGCUAUCAUUGUCCAAGGAAAGAUGACCCCAUCAGUUCUCAGUUCAAGAUGGUAUGUUGUUGGAGUGAGUUAGCAAUUAGAUACUGAGGGCCAGAUGUACGUACAUUUCCGAACGUAGCGUUAUCAGCGUCAUGGACAAACCUCAGAUUGCGAACGCUGUCAGACCCAAGUUUCCGUCGUAUUUAUCAAACUAGUGUAAA
Alosa alosa (allis shad) is the source of this 8915-nucleotide messenger RNA. RefSeq names its product IQ motif and SEC7 domain-containing protein 2-like. The record is from RefSeq and is a predicted model, not a curated record. NCBI's taxonomy places the organism in Eukaryota, Metazoa, Chordata, Actinopteri, Clupeiformes, Clupeidae. The transcript has 16 exons. Bases 2444 to 7240 code for a protein of 1598 amino acids. Gene Ontology annotation, molecular function: guanyl-nucleotide exchange factor activity. Gene Ontology annotation, biological process: actin cytoskeleton organization; regulation of ARF protein signal transduction.